Molecule: messenger RNA, 5274 nt
Organism: Procambarus clarkii (red swamp crayfish)
Lineage: Eukaryota; Metazoa; Arthropoda; Malacostraca; Decapoda; Cambaridae
Gene: Prp39
Product: pre-mRNA processing factor 39
Biological process (GO): mRNA 5'-splice site recognition; RNA processing
Cellular component (GO): commitment complex; U1 snRNP; U2-type prespliceosome
Molecular function (GO): protein binding; pre-mRNA 5'-splice site binding
Source: RefSeq, a predicted model, not a curated record
GUAAAACCCGUCCUGGGAGGACCAGACAGCCAUUGUAGGCGGCGAUGGUGGGCUGGUUGAUGUGUUUGUGUGGCCGAGGUCACCUCAUUGGCUGAGUGUUGGUGUGGCCGGGAGAGCCGUGGCGCCUAGCUCCACUUGGGAAGUAACAUACUACAUCAAAUAAAUGGAAGGCCAGACUGAAAUGGAGAUGCCCUCAUCUCCCCUUCUAAGUGAGAUGAUUAAAGAUGAGAUAUUGGAUGGGGAAUCAACAGAGCCAUUUUCGGAUGAAGCAGAAGUUUGCCUAAAGGAGGAGGAGGAGGAAGAUGGAGGUGAAGGGUCUAUGUUAAAGCGGCCAGCAAGUACAUGUCUUUCAGAAGAUGAGCCUUCAAGUAAGAAACGCUCGAAUGAGGUAGACAAGUUAUGGAGAAAUGUUCAUGAUAAUCCAAAUGACUUCCAGGCAUGGACAUUGUUGUUGCAACACAUUGAUCAAGUGAGUGAUUUGGAAUCUGGUAGAGAAGCCUAUGAUGGAUUUUUUGAACGUUAUCCAUAUUGCUACGGCUACUGGAAGAAAUACGCAGACUUAGAACGACGCAAAGGCACUAAAGAAACCACCUGCAAGGUAUUUAAUCGAGGGUUGGAUGCGAUCCGGCUGAGUGUUGACUUGUGGCUCCAUUACAUGGAGUAUAUUACUACGCAGUUUCCCGACGAUGAAGCCUUCGUGCGUCAAGAGUUUGAGCGAGCAAUGGACACUUGUGGGCUGGAAUUCAAGUCAGAUAAAUUAUGGGAAUCUUACAUUGCCUGGGAGAGUGCCGGCAAGAGGUGGAAGAACGUGACAUUACUAUAUGAAAGAAUUUUAGGAACGCCGACCAGUAAAUAUAUGCAGCAUUGGCAGAAGUUCCAGGAGCAUGUGAAGAAGCAUUUGCCAAGUGAAAUUGUUGGUGUAGAUGAAUUUUUGAGUUUACGUCGUGAAGUGCUGGUAGAACUGAAUAGGUCAGACAUUGAGACUCCAGAUGAAGCUCCUCCAGGUGUUGAGGCGGCUCCAGGGGAUGAACAUGUUGGGACAAAUGUGGUUUCAUCCAAGUUGGUUCUCCCACAUCAGUAUGACAUCUUAAAAAUCAAGGAUGAAGAAACGAAGGCCCUACAGAAGAACAUCAUUGCGGCUCGGCAGAAAAUCCAUGAUGCUAAUGUGAUUGAAGUUAAAGCCCUAUGGAGUUAUGAAGAUGCUAUCAAGAGGCCUUACUUCCAUGUCAAGCCUCUGGAAAAGAGCCAACUAACUGCUUGGAGAAAUUAUUUGGAUUAUGAAAUUAAACAUAUGAAUCCAGCUAGAAUAAGGGUGUUGUUUGAGAGGUGCCUCAUUGCCUGUGCCUUUUACGAGGAAUUCUGGAUGAGGUAUAUUCGGUAUUUGGAAGAAGCGGGAGCAGUGGAAGGAGACAUUCGAUCAGUGUACCAGCGGGCGUGUGUCAUCCACCUUCGAGAAAGGUUCCGUCCUCAUCUCUCUUGGGCAGCCUUUGAAGAGGAAAAAGGUAAUAGUGACCGUUCACUGGAAAUCCUUGAAGAUGUCCAGACUCGUGUACCAGGCAGUUUAGAAGCUUGGAUGCAGGCUGCUGGGGUUGAGCGCCGGAGAAACAACCUGGUUGCUGCAACAGAAGUAUUUUCUCGUUGCCUCCAGCAAUGUCAAGAGCGAGAAGAUAAGAAUGCUCACUCCCAUGUAUCUUUGAAGUUAGCAAGAUUUCACACAUUAUUUGACAAUGCUCCUGAUAAAGCUGUAGAAAUUCUGAAAGAAGCCCAUGACUACAACAAGGAAAAUGGAAAUGUUUUACUUGCACUGGUGGAUCAAGCCCUCAUAUGUCGGCCUCCAAAGUUUGACGAGGCAAUUCAAGCUCUGAAGGAAGGUGUUGAAAAUUGUCAACAGCCAGGAAACAGACUCAUGUUUGCUCAUAGACUUUUCCAUUUCAUGACUGAAUGUGGUCAGGAUGCAAGUAGUGUGAGUGAAGGUUUGAGGGUGCUGCGUCAGGUUCAGAUGGAGAUGCGACAAAUGGACUCUGCUAUGGCAGAAAUUGAUACAGCUAGCAACACCAGCAAGCAGGGAGAUGUGACAGGCGGUGGUAUUGCUGUGGUUGAAUCGAGACGAGAAAAACGCAGCAGCCAAGAAAAGUCUAGCCCGGGACCCAUGAAUGGAACUACGAAUAACACCAAUCAAACAAUGGUUGCCAAUUACCAGGGAUACCAGCAGUCAGGAUAUGGAGGUUACAACCAAGGAUAUACUCAUGGUUAUGGUGCAUCACAUUAUCAGGGCUGGGGUUACCCCACCCAGCAAGGCGGUUAUGGAUAUGGACAACAAGGCUGGGGAACAUACGGCAAUUAUUACGGUCAAAGAUAAAAUUGUGGAAAAGAAGCCGUGUAUAUUUUAUUCUCGAGGUCUAUUUUUCUUGUGAUGUUUUCAGUGUUUUUAUUGUUCCAUGCUCUUCUGACUACUAAAUGGAGCACUUUGCGUUUUGUUGAAGUGAUGUUUUAAUUGUGUGUUCCUGCAGACCCGGUAUGGGACAUGAGUGGUAUAUUGUCUCGUAUACAACUCAAACGUUGUACCAGUGAUGAUUGGAAAUGUGUAGUUGUGGUGGUGUGCUUUACUUCUCAUGCCAUACUGCUAAAUAUAUUCAUUUAAUGUCAAGCUGCAGAAGUGAAAAGCACUAGUGGCUGAAGUAUUGGAAACAAAUUCACAGAGAUGGUAUAGAAACUCCAAAUGUGUGUGCUUUGAAGGAAUGCUGCAGCUUUUUGAAAGUAAAUGUGCCAGUUAUUAACUUCCCUGUGUUAAGUAGUGUUGAAUUACCAGUGAUUUAGUAUGAAUGUAUUUUAAUACGUGAUUAAUAAGUACACAUGCAAAAACUCCUUUUUAUAGAUAUUCACUUAAGUAUUUAAGUGUAAACAAAAUGAUUAUUCUUCAUUUUUAAAUACCCAGAAUUUCCAGUUGAAGCAGAAGAGACGUACACGAGACUGAAAUACAGGUAUUUAAAUAAGUGAUUAUUAGCUCAGUAUAUACUUUGACAACUAGUUUCUCCUUUUCUGCUCCUCCAUCUAUCCUUGCCAUUAUUUAGGAGUCUCGGUUCAGUGUAUGUGUGGCCAGUGUGUGUGUGUAGGCAUGUUCUUAGGCACAUGAGAAUACUGGUAGAUAUUGUGACAUGAAACAGAGUUGUUAUUUUUGUGAUAAAUGCAAUUAGUGUGAAUGUGUGCUUGGGGCCAAUAUAUGUAAAUGUUAAGCUAAUAAAAUAUUAAAUGUUAAUACUGUAUUUCUGUUGGUAAUUAUAUGCAAGUACAUUGAGUUGACCCACUACCCAGUGGGCACAGUAUCCAUGAGUAAUGAUAAUUUAAUGUUAUCAGCGUUGAAUUACCAUUUAUAGCAUUGAUUGAGCAUUGAAUUAACAUUACAGUACUCUUUGGUAUUGUGCCCACUGGGUAUUUAGCAUGUUUGGUUGCCACUUGCUUGGUAAGUCAGGACAAACUUGUGAUGUGACCUCCAGAGGUCACAUCUUCCCUAGCUAGAGCACAGAUUUAAGUUUGGACACACUGCCAAUUCUUAUAACGCACACAAAGUAUAUACUUUGACCCCCUUCAUUACAGCUAAAGUUUCCACAUUUUUAAAUGGUGAAUAAGUAGAAAUGAGUAUAUGGCUGCUAAUAUAGUUAUGGUAGAGGUAAUAUUGCACAGGUUAUGUAUUGGUUGGUCAAUUUGUCAUUAUAAUGUGAUCAUUAGAUGUGUGUUAACUAGUCAUUGCUGACCUUGUGUCCUGACUACCUGCAACCAUUGUGUGUAGAUUUCCGGCCAUUGUUCUCAAUUACUUAAAAUUCUCUUUUGAAUUUGUGGUGUAAAUAUUUUGUGGGAUUCACACUAAAGCUCAUGAAUUUAUUUUGCUUCACAAGUUUACAGUACAUGUACUGUAAUUAUGGCAACCUGUCGUCCAAAACUGAAUAACUAUAACUACAAUGGAUGGUGGUAAAGAAUCUGGACUAUAGCAUCUAUUAAAAAUUUUCCACUUUGUACUAUUGCUGCAACAGAGGGCACACAGAAAGGUGGCAACCAGACCUAACUGUUCCUAGAUUAGGUCUAAUAUGCCACAUGUUAUGCCUAGGAUUGCUUUGUUUUAGGCUGAGGGCAAAUUAGGUUUAUUAUUACUUUCACUUUGUCCUGUAGAAUUGCAAUACUGUAGUCCAAAUCUGUAAUUACUUUAGGGUUCAAUAUUUACAUUUAGGGUUCAAUAGUUUGUAUUUUGUACAACCCAUUCACAGCAGCUAUAGGUUCUUUCACUAUUGGAAGACAGGCUGAUUAUGGUGUCUUGCGCUGAAGAUUGUCAAUAUUUUGGCAUGGGUUUAUAAUGUUUUAUGUAAGCUGUAUCUGAAGUUGAACUCUGUCGAGGAUUUUUUUUUUUUUUUUUUUUUGUAGGCUAGACCAAGUAGGCUCAUGGUUUUCCUGGCGAGAUUUUAAAGUUGUAGUAAACGUUACACAAGUUGAAAUUUGGGAACACAUUCUGGGAAAUAUAUUGUUGCUGUAUAAUUAAAUAAAAGCAUGAAGGCCUCGUUAAUGUUCAGUUGUGCACUUGCAGGGAAUAAAAAUAAAUUUUGCUUGUUUUAAGCAAUUAAGGUGUUUAGUAAUUACCACUAGCAGGUGGGUGACUUGACCUGUGUUCCCCUGGCUCUUCCUGAAUUCCUGCCUUUACAGGGUGAUGAUGGUGCACCGUUUUCAAGCUUCCAUACAAAACGACUUGAUUUGGUUUAUAAUAAAAUGAAGACAUUUACAUUCAAUAGAAAAAAUAUUUUAUUCACCUUCUGAUUGGAGGAAUAAAGUCUCGUCUUGCCCUUCCAUUUUGUAAAGAUUAAGCAGUCGUUCACAAUAUUUAAAUGUUGCAAGCUCCAUAUAGUAAAAUAUUGUAGGUUCAAGCUGUUUAUCCAUCAACACUUAACAGAAUAACUAAACCAGCCACCGGUACACUAAAAUAGCACCAAAGGUGAGGUUAUUGGUCAGUGUUGAAGUUAAAUUCUUUAAGCAUGUGUGUCUAAUUCAAUUGAAAUAUCCAAUGUAGUGAGUAUCCUACAAUACACUUAAGAUGUCCUAGAUUGCCAAACUACCAUUAAAACUGUUAUAUAUAUUACUGUUAGAAAUCUAAAUUACAACAUUGCAGUAGACAAUCACAAACUUUUGUAGACAUAUUAUACACACUGAUAAACUUAGCUGGAGAAAGGUCCAUUCACAUUUUAACCUGUAGUUUAAAACACAUUUACAGAUGCCUAUUAAAAAGUCAUUUAA